This is a messenger RNA of Meleagris gallopavo (turkey), 1041 nucleotides long. RefSeq names its product POU class 3 homeobox 2 (gene POU3F2). Gene Ontology annotation, cellular component: nucleus. Lineage: Eukaryota; Metazoa; Chordata; Aves; Galliformes; Phasianidae. Gene Ontology annotation, biological process: regulation of transcription by RNA polymerase II; brain development. Gene Ontology annotation, molecular function: DNA-binding transcription factor activity, RNA polymerase II-specific; RNA polymerase II cis-regulatory region sequence-specific DNA binding. The record is from RefSeq and is a predicted model, not a curated record.
AUGGACUAUGAGGGGCUCUGCUGCCGCUCCGGGCCCGAUGCGAAAGGGAAAAGAAAAGUCGUUCGGAGGUGCGGGCUCGGUGCUGUGCGGCUGCCGUCGGGGCUGGGAGAUGCUCCGAGCAGCGCGGCGUUAAGUCGCUCUCGGCCGGGCAGCUUUGCGCUUGGCCGCACUUUGAGGGGCGGGUGCCGUUCCGGGGAGAACGAGCUGAAGCAAAAAGGCAAAGCGCGGUUCAGCAGAAACAGUAAAAUCAACAAAAGAACUUCCCAAACGCGAGACGCCAGGAAGGAGCCGGCUCUGUCCGAGCUGCUCUGCCCCGUCCCGCAGCCCCGCAGUCCCGCAGCCCCGCGGCCCCGCGCCCUACCGGAGCAGCCCCGGCGGGACGCGGAGAGAGGCUCCCUCCGAAAGUCGGGGGCCGCUUUCGGCCCGACUCAUUCAUUAAUUCCCCUUCCCUCCCCGAUUCAUUCAUGUCUGCAGUCAUUCAUUGCCAAGUGCGCGGAGCCAUCGGCCCCUCGCUCGGACGACCUGGAGCAGUUCGCCAAGCAGUUCAAGCAGCGGCGGAUAAAGCUGGGAUUUACCCAAGCGGACGUGGGGCUGGCGCUGGGCACGCUGUACGGCAACGUCUUCUCGCAGACCACCAUCUGCCGCUUCGAGGCCCUGCAGCUCAGCUUCAAGAACAUGUGCAAGCUGAAGCCUUUGUUGAACAAGUGGUUGGAGGAGGCGGACUCCUCCUCGGGCAGCCCCACCAGCAUAGACAAGAUCGCGGCGCAGGGCCGCAAGCGGAAAAAGCGCACCUCCAUCGAGGUGAGCGUCAAGGGCGCGCUGGAGAGCCACUUCCUCAAGUGCCCCAAGCCCUCGGCGCAGGAGAUCACCUCGCUGGCGGACAGCCUUCAGCUGGAGAAGGAGGUGGUGAGAGUGUGGUUUUGUAACAGGAGACAGAAGGAGAAGCGCAUGACGCCGCCCGGGGGGACGCUGCCGGGCGCCGAGGACGUGUACGGGCCCAGCAGGGACACGCCGCCGCACCACGGGGUGCAGACCCCCGUG